UCGGGCGCAGGGCGAGAGUGGGCGACCUCAUAUAGCUUGCGCGGGAGGCGUUUCCUUUAUUUGUUGAUUGUUCGUGGCGUGAUUGUGUCGUGCUGGACAUCAUGCGAACAUUACUGAUAUGUAUGCUGUGUGCAGUCACAGCUUAUGCUCAAUUUGAUUCGCCUACGCCGCCAAGAAUCCAAAUUCCUGGUGCCAUCUUGGGUGGAGGAAGACAGGGAGUGCUUCGACAAGGAAGACUGCAAGCUGCUCCAGUUCCGCUGGGUGUUACUAGAAUAAGGAGGCCAGGGCUUGCCAGGCCAUCUUUCAAGUCUGUGGACGCAGCGCCGCGCCCUAAUCUACAGUUACUCGAAGAAAUAUCCAAACCAGUUACAGAAGAACCUGAAGACGAUUACGAUACCAACACACCCACCGCCUUCUUACCCAGUGCAUUCUCGACACCUGAAGCACAAAAUGACUUUUUCGACCUGACAACUACGUCACAACCAAAGCCACCCUCAGCGUACAACUCGUCGCCUUUCCAACAAACGACGCCAACAGCUCCAAAGCCCGAGCCAGUAAGACCUACCCAAUAUCGGCCACUGGUACCUCAAUCCUUUAGCCCCGUAAGAAACGAACCGGCUUCGAGACCUCAACCAGCUAGGCUUCAACCUCUUUCGAGCAGGCCGCAACGCCCUGUCUUCAGACCCGAACCAAAACCUUUCGUGGACGAAGACGAUGAAUACAUUCAACCCGUAAGACAAAACACCCGACAGCAAACACCUCCAAAGAGUGUUCCAAAAUAUACGCCUGCAAACUCUAGGGAAAAGAAGCCAGUCUCUCAAAUUAUUCGCAAAUAUAGAGAAGAAAACGAAGAUGGAAGCAUUACUUGGGGAUUUGAAAACGACGAUGGAACAUUCAAAGAAGAAACUAUUGGUGUAGACUGUAUAACUCGUGGAAACUACGGAUACAUUGAUCCAGAUGGUGUCAAAAGGGAAUACAAUUACGAAACUGGGAUAGCGUGUGAUAAAACUAAAGAAGAAAAGGAACAAAAAGGAUUCAUAGACUAUCAAGAAAACAAAGCAGUUUUACCAAAUGGUGUAACAAUAGAUCUCAAUGCAAUGGGUAAAAAGUCAAAGAGGCCAUUCAGAUCAGCGGGUAAUCUAUAGGAAUUAAGUGCACAUAAUAUAUAUUUAUUUUAGGAGCUCUAAUUUUAAGACCUUUAUUUGUUCUGUUAUUUACUGUAAUUUAGCACCAUAUUUUGAUACAAUAUGGUUCUAAAACAGCCUAAACCGACAAAUAAAAUGGUAAAAACUUA
Molecule: messenger RNA, 1294 nt
Organism: Maniola jurtina (meadow brown)
Lineage: Eukaryota; Metazoa; Arthropoda; Insecta; Lepidoptera; Nymphalidae
Exons: 2
Coding region: 102-1145 (347 amino acids)
Cellular component (GO): chitin-based extracellular matrix
Molecular function (GO): structural constituent of chitin-based larval cuticle
Source: RefSeq, a predicted model, not a curated record